Hordeum vulgare subsp. vulgare (domesticated barley) is the source of this 2934-nucleotide messenger RNA. RefSeq names its product serine/threonine-protein kinase PCRK1-like. Gene Ontology annotation, biological process: protein phosphorylation. Lineage: Eukaryota; Viridiplantae; Streptophyta; Magnoliopsida; Poales; Poaceae. The transcript has 12 exons. Gene Ontology annotation, molecular function: ATP binding; protein kinase activity. The record is from RefSeq and is a predicted model, not a curated record. Bases 347 to 2476 code for a protein of 709 amino acids.
CUCCGACUCUCCGAGGAACAACGAGAGGAGCCACGAACGCGGGAUUGACCCCCUGCUCGCUUCCACGGAGACGCGCAGAAGCUUCACAAACCUCGCAGCCGUCCGGCGGUCCUCCCCAACUUCCUGCCUGCGGGCCUGCGGCCGUCGUGCUCGCCGGCGGUGCGAGGGGAGGGGGAGGGGGGCGCACCCACACCCACCUGUAGCGACCUGGCCAGCAGUUUCUCCGUCUCUACAGUAGCUACUGUCGUCCGUUGACGGCGACUCCCUGCGCCGUGUGUACCAUGCCACCGCAGGUACAGAGGUCGAUGGUAUGUCCAAUUCGUCCUACUAGGAAUUAGACAAUACCAUGGAGAACAAUUUACAACAUGCAAGUACGUCGCCAAGGGAUUUUACAUUCCAAUUGUUAAAAAAAAUUACAAAUGAUUUUUCUGAGGACAACAGAAUUGGUGUUGGCGGGUACGGAGUAGUCUACAAGGGAACACUCGACAAUGGGGAAGUGAUUGCCGUGAAGAAGCUUUAUUACAAGCAUCCAGGACUUGACAGCGACAAGCAAUUUCAGAAUGAGUGUAUUAACCUUAUGAGGGUCCACCAUAAAAAUAUAGUAAGGUUUGUUGGCUACUGCCAUGAAAUACGUCAUAAAUGUGUAGAGCACAAUGGGAAAUAUGUUCUUGCCACGGUGGAAGAUAGAGCUCUCUGCUUCGAAUAUUUGGAGGGUGGAAGCCUUGACAAACAUCUCUCUGAUGAAUCGUGUGGAUUUGGUUGGCACACGCGUUACAAAAUCAUUAAAGGAAUCUGUGAAGGAUUAAAUUACCUUCACAAUGGAUCAAAAGAAUCGAUUUUCCAUCUGGACUUGAAACCAGCAAAUAUAUUGCUGGAUAGGAAUAUGAUGCCAAAGAUAGGAGAUUUUGGUCUGUCCAGACUCUUCGAUUCAACAGAAACCUAUUCCACAAAAGGAAUUAUAGGAACACCUGGAUACAUGCCACCAGAAUACAUCAAUAGAUCCCAAAUCACACCAAAGUUUGACGUGUUCAGUUUGGGUGUUACAAUUAUAAAAAUAAUGGCAGGACAAGAGGGCUACUCCAAAUUUGCGGAUAUGUCUUCCCAAGAAUUUGUUCAACUUGUACUUGAAAACUGGGAAAAGGCAUUGCAGACAACUGUGUUGUCACAGACAUCACAUGGAGUUAAGAAAUGCAUUGAAAUAGCAUCAAGAUGUGUGGAGGCUGACCGAGUGAAAAGGCCUACUAUAGCCGAGGUUGUGGAUGAAUUGAAUAAGAUUGAUACUACCAUUAUCGAUGAACUAAAUAAGAUUGAUGCAGCCAGAAGUUCACCAACAGAGCAGGUCACCAACCUACGAAGCAAUCAGGCCUUCAACCCAUGCGUGCACUCAGGAAUGUUAGGUGGUCGUAAAGAUGGGAGUAUUAAAUGCCAGAUCUUGCCAUUAGCCAGUGUUAAGGUGUUCAGUUAUGAUAAUCUCAGGUCAGCCACAAGGAAGUUUCAUGUUGGCUGUGUGAUUGGUGAAGGAGGGUUUGGAACUGUAUAUAAAGGAUGGAUCGAUGAGAACACAUUGUCAUCUGGCAAAUCUUGCACUAGUAUACCUGUUGCAGUGAAAAGAUUAAACCACGAGGGGGUACAAGGGCAUCGAGAGUGGUUGGCAGAAGUCAAUUACCUAGGUCACCUUUCCCAUCCCAACCUUGUGAAGCUAUUUGGGUACUGUUUGGAGGAUAAGCACCGGCUACUAGUGUACGAGUUCCUACCACGUGGGAGCUUGGAAGAACAUCUUUUUGGGAGAGGCUCAUGUCAACCUCUUGCAUGGAACCUGAGAACGAAAGUUGCACUUGGAGCUGCGAAAGCAAUAGCUUACCUUCACAGUACAGAAGCAAAGAUUAUUGUUAGAGAUGUUAAGAGUUCCAAUAUUCUCCUUGACAGCGACUAUACUGCGAAGCUCAGUGAUUUUGGAUUCGCAACUGAUGGUCCCGUUGGUGAGAAGAGUCAUGUAUCCACAAUGGUUGUGGGAACAUAUGGUUAUGCUGCUCCGGAAUAUAUUACAACAGGUCAUCUUACACAGAAGUGUGACACCUAUGGCUUUGGAGUAGUGCUUCUGGAGAUGUUGUCUGGUCGCCGUGUCAUUGACCGGAAUCGGCCAAGAGAGGAGCAAAAACUUGUGGAGUGGGCUAGACCAUAUCUCAAACAUAAGCACAAGAUACGUUGCGUCAUAGAUGCCAGUCUAGGUGGUCUGUACUCGUUCACCGCGGUGCAAAAAAUCGCUGCCCUUGCCUUUGAGUGCUUGUGCUUGGACCCCAAGAAGAGGCCGACCAUGGACUCAGUGGUCUCUGUCCUGGAAGGUGUUCAGGAAGACGAGGAACCAGAAGCAGAGGAGCGCCAAGAAUUCCAAGUUGCAGGCAAAAAGGUUAUCACUGCGAGUGCAAGCAGGAAGAACAAAUCUCGCUGGAAUAUCUUCGGAGGGUGGCGGUCGUGAUCCAAAGCCAUACACUCGUCAAACCAGGAUCAGGUUUUAUCUGAGUUAGUAGAAUGCAAAUGAACCACAAGGAUGCCACGCACGCAGAUGCAGGAGCUAAAUUAAGAAGCCAUCCACACCGGCUAUUAUCAACUCUGGACACUGUCUGAAAGGCAUUUUUUUUCUUUGCGAUGAAAUGCGUAAUAUAUUUGAUGCUGACGGCUGAAGCACCUCAGAAUUAAGCAGGACUUUGCCCGCCGAGAGGCAAGAUGACUUGCUACGAACACUGGUAAGAUGAAGAAGACACCAAUCUUUUUUUUUCUGUGGGGGUAGACGACACCAAUCUUGAUGUGGUAUCGACGAUGCAAAAGAAAAACAUGUUUUAGCUGUAAUUUCUGUUCAUGAUAGGUAAUACAAACCAACCUGUAUCAAGUUUGCAACUCAAUCAAGAAUUAACAGAUGGAGAGGAUUAUCUUUUA